AUGCCAGUGAUAGAAAUUGGUGGUGCUCUUUUUGGUGCUGUCCUUCAGGUGCUGUUUGACAAGCUUGAUUCUCGUCAAGUUCUGGACUACUUUCGUAGAAGAAAGUUCGACGAGAAGCUCCUGAAGAAGUUGAAGAGGAAACUGGUAUCCAUUAAUGCCGGGGUUGAUGAUGCAGAAAAAAAGCAGUUCAGAAAUGCCUAUGUGAAAGCAUGGCUUGAUGAGGUAAGAGACGUGUUGCUUGAUACAGAGGAUUUGAUGGAUGAAAUAUACUAUGAAUUCUCCAGAUAUGGGUUGGAAGUUGAAUCCCAUAGCAGUUCUAGUCAGGUAUGUAUUUUUAUAUCUAGGAUUAAAGAAGUCCUUGAUGACCUAGAAUGUCUACUAAACCAAAUGGAUGAUCUAGGUUUGAAAAAUGCUAGCGGGGUAGGGGUUGGGUUAGGGUUGAAUAGUAAUGUGUCACAGAAAUUGCCAUCAACAUCUUUGGUGGUUGAAAAUAUUAUUUAUGGAAGAGAUGAUGAAAAAGAAAUGAUCCUCAAAUGGAUGACUUCAGACACUGAAAAGCAUAGCUGGCCUCACAAUAGCCAACUAUCUAUACUGUCUGUCGUGGGUAUGGGUGGGUUGGGUAAGACAACACUUGCUCAACAUGUGUACAAUGACCCAAGGAUAGAGGGUAAAUUUGCUAUCAAAGGUUGGGUUUAUGUUUCAGAUGAAUUUGAUGUUUUAAUGUUGACAAAAACAAUUUUUGGGGUACUCACGAAAUCAAAAGAUGAUAGUGUAGACCUAGAAAUGGUUCAAGGAAGAUUGAAAGAAAAACUGACAGGAAGGAGGUUUCUUGUCGUUCUGGAUGAUGUUUGGAACGAAGACCGAGCCCAGUGGAAAGCUUUGCAAACUCCUCUCAAUUAUGGGGCUAAGGGAAGUAAAAUUCUUGUCACCACACGCAGUAACAGAGUUGCUUCUAUCGUGCAAUCAAAUAAACUACAUGAACUGAAGCAAUUAGGUGGAGAUCACAGCUGGCAAGUUUUUGCUAAACAUGCAUUCCAAGAUGAUAAUUCCCAGAUGAAUGCUGAGGUGAAAGAGAUUGGUACAAAGAUAGUUGAAAAGUGCAGAGGAUUGCCUCUAGCCUUGGAAACAGUUGGAUGUCUUUUACGCUCAAAGUCUUCUGUUGCAGAAUGGAAAAGUGUAUUGUCAAGCGAGAUAUGGGACUUCCCUGAAGAAGAUAGCAAAAUCAUCCCUGCCCUAUUGUUGAGUUAUUACCAUCUUCCUUCCUAUCUCAAGAGAUGUUUCUCUUACUGUGCCAUGUUUCCUAAAGAUCAUGAAUUUGACAAGAAGAAUUUAAUUCAGUUAUGGAUGGCUGAAAAUUUUCUUCAACGCUCUCAACAGAGUAAGUCUCAGGAAGAAGUUGGCGAACAUUACUUCAAUGUUCUAUUAUCAAGGUGCUUCUUUCAACAAUCCAGUGAAGGCUUCAAAUCAUGUUUUGUCAUGCAUGACCUUCUUAACGAUUUGGCAAAAUAUGUUUCUGGUGACAUCUGUUUCAGGUUUGGAAUUGAUAGAGCAAAGAGAACACUGAAGGAAACACGCCACUUUUCAUUUGUUAUUGAUGACUAUGGAGUAUCAUGUAAUGAGUACGAGAAUUUAUAUGAUGCAAAAGGGCUACGGACAUUUUUGCCUGUAACUAGGAUAUCUUAUUGGUCUUGGUAUUGUGAGACUUUGACGCUUGAGUUGAUAUUUAAGUUGAAGUGCUUACACGUUUUAUCUUUUUGUGGUUGUGUUAACCUUAAAGAGGUACCUGAAACUAUAGGCAAUCUUAUACAUCUCCGGUUUUUAGACCUCUCAAAUACUGGAAUUCAAAAGCUGCCCGACACAAUGUGUUCACUAUGUAACUUACAAACAUUGAAGCUGAACAGUUGUGUGAAUUUGAAGGAGCUGCCCUGUAAUUUACAUAAACUAACCAAUUUGUGUUGUCUUGAACUUAUGAAAAACAGUCUGACAAAGAUGCCAAUGCAUAUAGGAAAACUGAAGAAUCUUGAAAUAUUCAUGAGUCCUUUCAAUGUUGGCAAAAGUAGUGAGCUAUGUAUCCAACAGUUAGGAGAACUCAGUCUUCAUGGAGAUCUAUUAAUUAAGGAUCUGCAGAACACUGUGAAUCCCAUGGAUGCAUUGGCAGCAGAUUUGAAGAGUAAAACAUGUCUGGUACGGUUAAAUUUGCACUGGGAUUUGGAGCAGAACCUUGUGAAUUUCAUGAAAGAAAGAGAAAUACUUGAGAAUUUGCAGCCUUCCAGACAUUUGGAGGAGUUGUCAAUCAGUGACUAUGGUGGCAUACAAUUUCCACAUUGGUUAUCUGAUAAUUCAUUAUCGAAUCUAGUGUCCUUAAGCUUGAUCAAUUGUAAACAUUGCCUGUUGUUGCCUUCCCUCGAAUUCUUGACAUUUCUUAGGCACCUGACAAUUAGUGGGCAUGAUUGGAUACGGACGAUAGAUGCUGAUUUUUACAGGAAUAGUUGUUCUGCAUUUGCAUCCUUGCAAACGUUAAACUUUGCUGAUAUGAAGGAAUGGGAAGAAUGGCAAUGUAGGACAGGUGAUUUUCAAAGUCUUUCUGUGACUAAUUGUCCCAAGCUGAAAGGACAAUUGCCAAAACAACUUUCUCAUUUAAGGAAACUAAUUAUUGAGGACUGCAAACAACUUGUGACUCUUGCUCCCAGGACCCUAGAAAUUUGUGAAUUACAACUGCGAGACUGUGGAAAGCUGCAAAUUGAUUAUAAUCCAACUACAUUGAAAAGGCUCCAGAUUGGAGGUGACAACAUGGAGGCAUCAUUACUUGAAAGGCUUGGCCAUAUCAUAUCGCAUGCUUCUCUUGAAUCCUUCACCAUUUUUUCUUGUCCGAAUAUGAAUAUUCCUAUCAACCAUUGCUUUGAUUUCCUUGAAAAAUUGCAUAUCGGUGGUGGUUGUGACUCUCUGACAAACUUUCCUCUAGAUUUCUUCCCAAAACUCUCUGAGCUUGAGUUAUCGGAGUGUCCUAACCUACAGAUGAUAACACAGGGGCACCCUCUUAAUCAUUUGAAGAUUCUGCGGAUUGGAAAGUGCUCUAGAUUUGAAUAUUUUCCCAAUGAAGGAUUAUUUGCCCGGAAGCUAGAGAGCUUUUAUAUUAUAGGAUUGGAGAAAUUGAAAUCAUUGCCUAAACGCAUGUCUGUGCUUCUUCCAUCUCUUAAUCUUCUGUAUAUAAAUAAUUGUCCAGAUGUGGAGGUUUCCGACGGAUGUUUGCCAUCAAAUCUAAGUGAAAUGUGUCUCUUCAAUUGCUCCAAACUUAUUGCCUCACUAAAGGGUCCUUGGGGAACCAACCCUUCCCUAAAAUCCUUGUCUAUUGGCAAAGUGGACGAGGACUGUUUUCCAAGUGACGGAUUGCUCCCACUCUCUGUUACUAAUCUAGAGAUAUAUGAUUGUCCAAAUCUUAAGAAACUGGAUUAUAGGGGUCUCUGUCACCUGCUCUCUCUUGAGAAAUUGUUUCUUUAUAAGUGUCCUAUACUCCAAUGCUUGCCAGAGGAGGGUCUGCCCAAAUCCAUUUCAAAACUUAGAGUUGAAGGCUGCCCGUUGAUCAAACAGCGCUGCAAGAAACAAGAAGGUGAAGACUGGCAAAAGAUUGCACACAUUAAAUACAUAAUGGUUGACAGAGAACGAGUGAACAUAUAAGACGAAACACAAGUUGGAAAUUACCAAUGCACCAAUUCUCAUGUGCCUAAAUUGUCGUCAGGUUCCAGUUCUCCACAAUCUUUGAAAUUUAGUGCAAAAUAUUCUAA
Molecule: messenger RNA, 3782 nt
Organism: Vigna umbellata (rice bean)
Lineage: Eukaryota; Viridiplantae; Streptophyta; Magnoliopsida; Fabales; Fabaceae
Source: RefSeq, a predicted model, not a curated record